GAUGGCCGGGCAGCGGCGGUGAGGCCUGGCAGCCUGGGCCUGCACCCGCCCGGAGACGGGGCCAGAAGGUGGGGGAGGGGGCUGGCCACCUCUCUGGCAAGCGGCAGCAGCGGGCCCAGCGGGGGCGCAGCGGCAGUUGUGGCCAUGGAGGCUUUCUAGCCGCUCUGACUGCAGAACCUCUGGCAGCGGGAAAGACAUGCAGCCCAGACUUCGGGGGCGGGAUCGGGCCGGGCAGACCGUCAUGCGCAGGCGCACUAUCACCUGACCGUGUCUCCCUUGCCGUAUCAUGGCGGCGCCCAGUUCUGCCCUUCGGACUCUUCAGCUUGCACAGACUAAAGGCCUGAAGAGGAUUUUCUCUGGUAUUCAACCUACUGGGAUUCCUCACCUGGGCAAUUACCUUGGUGCUAUCACCAAUUGGGUGAAGCUACAGGAAGAAUGCAGCUCUGUGUUAUACAGCAUUGUAGACCUCCAUUCCCUCACGAUACCAAAGGAGCCAGCUAUUCUGCGUGAAAGUAUCCUAGACAGCACUGCUGUUGUUCUUGCCUGUGGCAUAAAUCCACAGAAGUGCUUCCUUUUCCAACAAUCUCAGGUGCCUGAACAUGCAGAACUUGGCUGGAUUCUAGGGUGUUUCACAAGCAUGCCACGUUUGCAGCAUUUUCCUCACUGGAAGAUGAAGAAUGCCAGCCAAAUGAAUGAAGGAACUGUUGGUCUGUUCACCUAUCCUGUCCUUCAAGCUGCAGAUAUUCUUCUCUACAAGUCAACACAUGUUCCAGUUGGAGAAGAUCAAGUCCUGCACUUGGAGCUGACCCAGGAUACAGCCCGCCGCUUCAACAAGUUAUAUGGUGAAUUCUUUCCAGUACCCAGAGCCAUUUUAACUUCAAUGAAGAAGGUGAAGUCCCUCAGAGAUCCCACAUCCAAGAUGUCAAAAUCGGACCCUCAGAAGUUAGCCACGGUGAACAUAACAGAUAGCCCUGAGGAGAUAACACUGAAAUUCCGUAAGGCUGUCACAGACUUCACCUCCGAGGUGACCUACGACCCCGACAGCCGCCCGGGUGUCUCCAACCUUGUGGCCAUUCACUCCGCCAUAACAGGACUCAGCACGGAGGAAGUGGUGCACCAGAGUGUUGGUCUUGAUACUGCUCGCUACAAGGCAGUGGUAGCAGAGGCCGUCAUUGAAAAACUUGCUCCAAUCAGGAAUGAAUUCAAGAGACUAAAAGAUGACCGCUCUUACCUGGAGAAGGUUUUAUGGACCGGAGCAGAGAAGGCCAAAGAACUUGCAACUCCUGUGUAUCAGGAAAUCAGAAGACUGGUGGGGUUGCAUUAACCCUAAUUAGAAGCAGCUAGAAACUGGCACCUGUCAGCCGAUCUUCAUUCUCUUGACUCCGUAGUCUUGCAAGAGGACCUCCUUUUGUCUUUGGAUCCACAAGAGGAUUAGCUGCUGAAUGGUUCCUUCACACGCAUUAGAUAGGACCCGUCUUGGAGAUUCCAGAGAAGAACUUUUGUGCUGCUGCCUCUUUGCUUCCAUGUGAACCCGCUCAAAAACAGAACUUCUGAUUGGUCAGAAGUGCGGCAAAAAGAUGGGGGCAGCUAGCCUGGCACAAAAUUUUCUGAUUCGUUGUUUUCCACAUGUUCUUGUGUUAAAAAUUGGUCCUGUGCAGGGAUGCUUGAGGACUGCAUUGCAGUAUACAACUGUGAUGGGCAAGAGGCAGCUGUCUAGCGGAGUGAUCCCAGAAGCACCCAGUGCAGCUCUAGACCCACGAUUGCCGUUUUGCUUCUUAUGGACUUACUUCACCAUCAACCCUGGGCCCCUUUCUCUACCUUUAUGCUCUCAGAUCCUCGCAUGGCGGUUCUGUAACAAGGUUGUAAUCUAGACAAUGUUCAUGUGUACUUUCAGUGAAGUGGGAAAUGAAGUAGUCACAGCUUCUCCAGCCUCUUCCUCCCUGUGGAUUCUUCUAGCUCUCAUCCUUCCUGUCUCCUCCUCUCUCUAGGGCAAAUGUGGAAUCUUGCUCGUGGCUGUUUGUGGGUGAGAAGGAUGGAUAGAAGGAAGGAAUGGGAAAUGGGGCGGGGGGAGAGAAACAGGUGGGAGGAACUUCCUUUCCCACUGGAACUUUAAAGAUAUGCUCAUAUCUUGUGGGUUGUCAUCUGGCCACUCUACUCACAUUUGACUUACUCCUUUAAAAAAAAUAAAAAAUAGUUUUCCUUGCAAAACUAUUCAGAAUGAUAUUCAUUAGUUACCAACUUGAACACAGAGCUACAGUUCUAGUCAGGCCUUUUUCUGCCGAAAUAGGUCCUUAUCAUGAGAGGCAAGCUUCAGCUGCCAGAGAUUUAGUUCUCCAAAUUUCAAAAUCUGAAAAGCCGGAUGACAUUUGUAGCCAACAAGCUAGUGGAAGAGGCAGCAUUGCAAAGUGUUGAAAAACAAUGAAGGCUUUAUUUUCCUGUAUUUUGUGUAAAUUGUGUCUCACUGCACUGAUACUCACCAGCUGCCUUUGAACCACUGUAUCAAACCACUGUAUUAUCAUUUAAAUGGGUUCUGUGCUGCUAUGACAGAGAUGGCUUUAUGGCAAAUAGCAGCAGUGGGGGAGCAAACUGCUCGUUUUCUCCUUUGGGAGAUUAUUUGGAACAUGGAAAGUAUAAUGAAAGAGCAGCUGCCUUCUGCUAUUAAAUCAACAAGAGCCUAUCAAUGUCAAUAUGAUAGAAAAUAAUAAAAUGGUUGAAUUCUGGCUGAUUGGAAGAGAAAAAUAUAA
This is a messenger RNA of Hemicordylus capensis (graceful crag lizard), 2744 nucleotides long. RefSeq names its product tryptophanyl tRNA synthetase 2, mitochondrial (gene WARS2). Gene Ontology annotation, cellular component: mitochondrion; mitochondrial matrix. Gene Ontology annotation, biological process: mitochondrial tryptophanyl-tRNA aminoacylation. Bases 287 to 1324 code for a protein of 345 amino acids. The record is from RefSeq and is a predicted model, not a curated record. The transcript has 7 exons. Gene Ontology annotation, molecular function: tryptophan-tRNA ligase activity; ATP binding. NCBI's taxonomy places the organism in Eukaryota, Metazoa, Chordata, Lepidosauria, Squamata, Cordylidae.